Messenger RNA from Penaeus monodon (black tiger shrimp), 2291 nucleotides. Its product is annotated as eukaryotic translation initiation factor 5B-like. NCBI's taxonomy places the organism in Eukaryota, Metazoa, Arthropoda, Malacostraca, Decapoda, Penaeidae. The transcript is spliced from 2 exons. Bases 709 to 1728 code for a protein of 339 amino acids. The record is from RefSeq and is a predicted model, not a curated record.
GGUGGCCAUUUACCCUUCCCCUUCCACAGACUCGGCACCCGCUCUCCUCCGUCAGGUGUUUGGCCGCGUUUGUGAGAGGGCUGAGCUCGGUGGGAAUUGUUGGUCUGUGAGAUCCUACUCUUUUUCUCCAUCUGCAUUUGCUGUGGGAUUAUUUUGCAUACGAGAGGACUUGUAAGUGUGCCAAGUUCUGGAAUACUGUUUGCGGAUUCCGACCAUACUUGUUGUACAUUUCCGAAAGUCUAGGGGGAAGAGUGAUAAAGGAAAGGUCGUUGUGCCGAUAAAUGAAUGGGAUUCGGUGUAGCUGGAAAGGAAGACGUUAUAUACAGUUUUGGUGAGACUAAUCGUUACGUGCCAUUCGCAUGAUGUGAAAGUAAUGCACGCUUUCCCGCCCAAGGUCACUCAGUCUGUGUUGCGACAGGUGCCAGAUAUUUGCUUGGAUCACUACCAAAAAGAGAAGAUUUGUCAUCAUACUUAACCGUUAUAAAACUGUGCAGGACCUUAGUGAAACGAGCAACUUGAAGCUGAUUUUGAACAACUGUGGAUGAUUCAACAAUAUUGCACAAUGCAACUUCGCUCGCGAGAGGAUGUUAGUGGCCGAUAAAGGAUUGAGGAAAGAUUGUUUAUUUUCUGUCAGAAGUUCUGCGCCUUUCUAGGUUCCUUGCACUUGAGUUUCUAUCUCGAAUCCCUCCGUCAGCGCCUUCAGCCAAGAUGGGUUGCACCGGGAGCGUCAUGGGAGUGUCCGACGAGUUCGAGACGCAUCCCUCCACCACGCGGAUGCCCUCCAACACCUUCCCCGGCCACGACAGGCAGGUGGACCCGGCGACGACCGACCUCGACGAUGCAAAGAACGACGGCGAUGCUGUGUCGACGAUCAGCAACGGGAAAAUCGGGGCUCUGAAUGAGGGUUCUGGCGCGCAGAUGACCCUUCUCAAUGACGCCCUUGGGGGCAAGCAGGACAACAGGCCGACUUCGGCCAGGUCAAGCAAGUCGAGAACUCCCAGCAGGACCUCGAGCUCUGCCAAGUCGAGGUCGAGCCGUUCUUCGAAAUCCGCCGGGUCGACGAGGCCGGCGUCGGCUGCGGAACUCCACACAAAGCUCCCCGGGUCCAUAUCAGAGGAUGAGAAGGAGGAGGAAAAAACGAAGGAGGAAGCUAAGCCAGAAGUGAAGACAGAUUUCAGCAAGGAACCUCUCAAAAAGGCUGAAGACAUGAUCAUAAAGCCUACGGCACUUGCGGCUCCAGAAAGCGCAGAGAAUGAAGGCGUGACUGACGCCAAUGACAAGAACACGGAAAUGGCCGACAGAGUGGCUUCCGCAAAGUCAACGAAAUCCAGAGAUUCGGCCAAGAACUCCCCAGAAACAUUACCCGGAAACGAAGAAGCGAAAACCGAGGAUAACAUAACAACUGGAAGCGGAACACAGGAGACUGAUGGACCUGCACCACCAACAGAAAACGGAGAACCGAAACCUGAUGAAAUCCACUCAACAGAAAACGAAGACCCGGAAAUCGGAACUUCAGGAAAGGAUGUCGACCUCACCACGUCUCUAGAAGAAGUCAAAAAUGAAGACGUCAAAACCGAAGUGUUGUCAGAGGCCGCUCCUCAACCAGAAGCAGAGAUACUCGAGACCGAAAUAGAAGAUACCGCAAAAAUAGCAGAAGAAAUCGGGUCGCCGCAAGCAGACACAUCUGUUGGUGAAGAAUCUAAAGGAGACACGGAGACGCAGAACUAAAGAACACGAUAGAACAGGUAUUAUAGCUCGCACGACACUGACCCCAAACCGGGUCACGUGACGCUGACCUAAGACCAGGUCACGUGACGCUGACCUAAGACCAUGUCAUGUGACACUGACCUGAAACCAGAUUACAGGAGACUGAUUUAAGACCAUAUCACGUGACACUGAACAAAAGAUUAGGUCAUGUAACACUGACCUAAGACCAGGUUACGUGACCCUGACCUAAGACCGGGUUAUGUGACACUGAACUAAAACCGGGUCCCGUGACACUGAAUUAAAACCGGGUCACAUGACACUGAAUUAAAACCGGGUCACAUGACACUGAUCUAAAACCGGGUCACGUGACACUGACCCAAGACCGGGUAAUCUACAGUGACUAUAACCCCUAUUGCGAAAUCAGAUCAACAGAUAAACAGGUGAUUACAUGGAUAGAGAGAUAUAUAAAUUCAAAUAAGAGACAGACAAAUAGACGAGCAAAUGAGGAGUUUAGAGAUUAAUUUUAAGAAGAAAAAUAAACAUGUUAAAGGAUAUUAUAUAAAUAAGGACAAUCACCCAACACA